Molecule: messenger RNA, 2425 nt
Organism: Pseudo-nitzschia multistriata
Lineage: Eukaryota; Bacillariophyta; Bacillariophyceae; Bacillariales; Bacillariaceae
Source: the annotation of a GenBank genome assembly
ACCAAGGAAAUUAGGCAUUACUUGUUACAAUGAAUUCUACAAUGGCACGAUGGAGUUCGAUUACUAGAGCGCUAUUUCUGGUGCUCUUUGCUAGCAUCGAAGCAACAGCUCGCACCGAGGCAGUAACGUCUUCAAGGAAUAUCAUGUGGCUUGAUAGACCUUCCACACUAAAUUUGUUGAGGGGUAGUAGAAUGUUGGGAGAUCGCACAAUCACAACCCCCAACUGCGAUGUGGUUCGCACUGCGCCAUAUCCCGCCGAACUCCAGCUUUUUUAYACUUACUCCGUUGAAAUCAACGAUGACAUACUACUCAGUGAUAUGGAACGUGCAAUGGAAAAUGCCGUGGCGAUAGAAUUGGAUAUGUGCGAUGUGGAAGGCCGCCCGGUGUACAAAGUCAAAACAGGCGUAAGACAUUCUUUUUCUACUUCGGGUAUGUUAAGGAUGAUGUGGUCUGGAAUAUUGUUCGUAGUCUUACGCGGUUCGAAGCUGUUAUCCUCACGAACACUCGUGUCGCUCGUACUCUAUUUCACAGGAAAGUGUGAUCCUAUCGUCGACGGAAAUACCUGUAUUGUGGUGAAUGGCGAAACAGCAGUUUUUCUAGAUACGAGCUCUGACGCUAAUUUUGUUCGAAAUAGAGCGCACAUAGGAAUACUACAUGGAUUGGGUGAUUCGAGUUUCUUAGAUGGAUUUUCAAAUUCGGUGGUUUCAGCUGCUUUGAUUUCGGAGGGACACGCUUCACUGGUUGAAACCUCGGAUUCCCAUUACGAGAGCUUUGACAGAAGGACAGGCUCUUAUUCGAGUAUUACCACAACUGUAGCCGUCGCAGCUGCUUCUGUUACGAUUGUUGUCGCUUCUAUCUUCUUCUACGGUUUUUUGCGCAGAGGUGCCUCUGAUAACCCAAGUGUGCGACAUCGGAAGAAUCGUUCGUUGCGAAAGUCCAGUCCAAGAACGAUUGUAUCAGGUUCUCAUCUUAGCGUUCCUAUCCGCCGUCACUUCGUUCGAUUGGAAGACAUGACUGCAUCUCCCACUUCCUUUAUCACGAACACCAACGCCUCACCHCAGAGUAGCCCAAACAAAUGUGUACCGGAAUACAUAGAGGAAGAAUACGAUCACCACGAUGAUUGCGACUCAGAAGACUAUCCAAAUGUCAACUGGAGUGUCUCUGACAUUACGUGUGACUCCGUAUCGCUUCGCUCAUCAGUCUCUCGAACACCAAGUACGCUCGAAAGAAUCGAGGAGGAGAUCGAAGAUGACGAGAAAACGCUCGUAGAUAGYGACCGUGACGAUAACAGUUGCAACUUUUCCUACUCCGAAGACUCGACAAUGAUUACGAACUCUUCGUCAAAGGCUGGAGAAAUGGAUCCGAAGAACCGGAGCGGCGACGGUAACAUGAGCCAUAACAACACGAACGUAGCAGAAUUCGAUUGUGCAAGCGAAAGGCGAGAUCGCCUUUUGGACCUUUCUGACCUUGAUGCCUGUUUCACCAUCCUCCCUGGAUCGAACGAAGAYGUUUUCUGUGAUCUAGAUGAUUUAUCGAGCGAAGGCUCGGACGAAAGUAUGCUUGAAAGCAGUCUAUUGGAYAUGGAAAUGUCGUUAGAAGAGAGUGACGAAUGCUCGUUACAAGCCAGCGUGAGUGAUACUUCGGUAGUUUCCAUGGUUCCUCUUAGUGACUUGAUACAACGUGAUYUCGUCGAGGAUAGCGUCGAUGAUCUAUCAAUGGAACAUGCUAAUUCUCAGGACAUCAUGUACAAGUACUCAUACAACAAUCCGAAGCAUUCCGUUUGCAGGAAUCUCACACCACUCUCAUCCAUAUCAGUUGACGACAGCUUGGUUUCUACUAUACUAGAGAUGCAAGUGUUUUCGGAGCAGGAAGUUUAUGAGUCAUCMUCUCCUGUAAAGUGUGUGAACGGUAAUCUAGCUGUUUCAGACUCGAAGGUGAAGGGCAACACGGAAGUUGAUGCAAUGUCAGUCACGUCACGUUCAAAAUCAAUGAAUGCGGAAGAUGAUUUCCCUACUGUUGUUAAUGAUGACAGUUCGGAAUCAGUUUGCGAUGUUCAKUUAAAUUUGGAAAAUAAAUCAAGAUCGCUAGAAGAUGCUUCCUUUGCUUUUAGUUCUGGUGAUACACCACAAGAUAUUUUGUCAUCUUUGCAACGACACGAAUGGUUCGAAAGUGACAUGAAMGUUACGGAUACCCCAGCUCAGAACGAGAACACAGAUUUGAGUUUGCAUUAUUGCAUUGGUGAAGAGCAAAUACAGAGUAUCGAUUCUUCUUGCGAAGGAAUCAGCAAUGAACAAACCAGUGACUUUCACCCAGUGGAUAAUAUUAAUGAGGUGGUUCAAGAGCAAGCGUAAGCAGAUAGCUAUAUUCACCAUGCGAUAGUUUGAUAGCUCUGUCAAGCACAACGACACUCAUGUUCACAGGAAUU